Episyrphus balteatus (marmalade hoverfly) is the source of this 1392-nucleotide messenger RNA. It is a transcript of the gene Dpit47, whose product is annotated as DNA polymerase interacting tetratricopeptide repeat-containing, protein of 47 kDa. The transcript has 7 exons. Gene Ontology annotation, molecular function: Hsp90 protein binding. The coding region runs from base 122 to 1309 and encodes 395 amino acids. The record is from RefSeq and is a predicted model, not a curated record. Lineage: Eukaryota; Metazoa; Arthropoda; Insecta; Diptera; Syrphidae.
GUCUUUUCUGGACUCCGUUUUCUUGCUUGAAGGGUAUAGUUUGUCAAUGGGCCACAAGGCACAUGGGUUGUUGUUCUCGUCAUUAUUUAUGUAUGGGAAAAACGUAGCAGAAUAAUUCAUCAUGUCAGAAAAUGAAAAGAAUUCGAAACUGCAAAUGACCGACGAAGAACGCCUUGAGCUUGCUAAGAAACUGGACCAAGAAUUGGAUGAAUUUAUCGGGGGAUUAGAAAAGAAACGAUAUACCGAAGGAUGGCCAGAAGAUCGUUGGCAAGAGGAAAUGGACAAGCAUCCUUUUUUUAUGAAAAAACCACCUCAACCUGGUGAUGAAGUCCAUCCACUUUUUGAAGGUCUUCAAAAACUUAAAUAUGAUCCCGAUGAAAAUACUGCCGAAGAUUUGGCGUUGAGCUACAAAGAGGAUGGAAAUUUUUACGUAAAACACAAGAAAUACCGAAUGGGUGUCUACAGCUAUACCGAGGGUUUAAAAGCUAAAUGCGAUAAUCCUGAAGUACUUGCCACCCUCUAUAACAACAGAAGUGCUUCGCAUUUUUUCUUAAAAAAUUACAGAUCUGCUCUUGUAGAUGCCGAAAAAGCAUUGGAAUAUAAACCAAACUAUGCUAAGUGCAAGUGGCGGGCUGCACAGAGUGCUUUUUUUGUAAAUAAGUUUGAAAAUGCUAUAGAACAUUGUGAACAAAUACUAGAUGAGAAUCCCGAAAAUACAUCGGCAAAGGAACUUAUCAAAAAUGUAAUAGCUAAGAAGCUAGAAGUUGAACGAAACGAACGAAAAGCUGCCUCGGAAGUUAAAAAAAAACUGACUCAAUUUCAUCAUACCAUCGACUUGCUUAAAGAGAGAGGAGUUAAGUUUGAUGAUAUAAAACCAAAUACUCGUCUCACGGAAGAAUUACUUCGACCAAAGUUUUUGCCAUUAGAAGACUUUCCUGUACACAUAGAUGAAGAUAAUAUACUCAUCUGGCCGGCAGCGUUCUCUUAUCCGGAGUUUAUGUUUAGCGACUUUCAACAAAAUUUGAACGAAGAUGCAUUAAUGGCAGAUGUAGUUCAAUCAAUGUUUACCGAACCACUUCCAUGCGAUAAAGAUGGAAAGUACAAACCAGGUAAAAUAAGUGUUUACUAUGAGAACAGAAAAGCAGCGUCUGUAUCAAAAGUGGAUUUAUCCAAGACCAUUAAAGAAAUUGUGACCGAAAAGAAUUUUUACGUGAGUGGAGGAUCUUUGCUAUUCUUUGUGGUCCCAACUCAUUCGCACAUUGAAAAGGAUUUUAUUAACGAAACCAGAAGGCCCAUGGUUUACACGUAGGUAAUGCGUCGCACUAGAAAUUUGAUUUUUUUAAUAUGUAAAUAAAAAUAUAAAUAAAACCCAUCAAGUUUGAGAAACUAAAA